UAGGUGCUAGGGUGGUAUUAUGGAUUCCCGACAAAUUUUGAAGAUUGGUGAAAUCUGUCAGAUGUUUGAAAAAUUACUAAUAGACCCUACGAAGUGAACUGAAAGUGCAAGUAAGAUGGUGUGAAUCGCGUAUAUACGGACGGCAACACCAGGAGAAGAAUGCCUACAUUUUUAACGCCGAAUCGCCAUGGGUAUUCGGUUCGUUUUUCUCCAUUCCAUCCUGAAAGAAUAGUAUGUGCAACAUCACAGUACUAUGGAUUGGCUGGUGGAGGAACACUGUUUCUCCUGGAGCUGACACCUGAUGGUGGCCUUGUGGAAGUGUCAAGUGUCACAUGGCCAGAUGGACUAUUUGAUGUUGUGUGGAGUGAAACUGAUGCCAACAUUGCUGUCAGUGCAAGUGGGGAUGGAGUCCUGCAGCUGUGGAAUGUCGCUUGCCCACAGCUACCUCCGCAGACUUUCAGGGAGCACAAGAAAGAGGUAUACUCUGUGGACUGGAGUCAAACACGGCAAGAGCAGUUCAUCCUUUCUGCUUCGUGGGACUGCAGUGUGAAACUGUGGGAUCCAAACCGUUCAAACUCUCUGGCAACAUUCUUGGGACACUCCCAACUAGUUUACAAUGCUAUGUGGUCUCCACAUGUUCCUUCAUGCUUCGCCUCUGUCUCAGGUGAUGGAACACUGCGAAUAUGGAACUCGCAUAUGCCACAACGUGCUACGAUGACAUUACGAGCACAUGAUGCUGAGGUGCUUAGUUGUGAUUGGUGCAAGUACGACCAAAAUAUUCUAGCCACAGGUGGUUCAGAUGGCCUCAUCCGGGGGUGGGAUCUCCGUAGUUUCUCAAUGCCAAUCUUUGAACAGAAGGGAUGCGAAUUUGCAGUUAGAAGGGUGAAGUUCUCUCCACAUCAUCUCUCAGUAUUAGCAUCUGUUGCGUAUGAUUUCACUACAAGGAUUUGGGACUUCAAAGUGUCAUCAGAAGCGGUGGAGACAGUAAAGCAUCACUCAGAGUUCGUGUAUGGUUUGGACUUCAAUAGCCAUGUGGUAGGACAGAUUGCUGACUGUGGAUGGGACUCACUCGUUCAUGUUUUCAACCCUCGUUCUCUCAGUACCGUGCCAUCCAUUCCUAUAAAGUGAAUCAUUCCAGUUUUCUUCGUGGUUUUCCUCCUCCUAGAAUUUGUUUGUCAGUGCAUCAUCUGGUACAUAGAUCCCUGCCUCAUAUUUAAGUGGAAAUAAUGUAAUCAUUAAUGAAAUUAUGAAGUAGGGAUGAUGGAAUUUGAUGCCAAAGAAGGUGACCACUCACCUACAAUAAUGAAGUUCUGAGCCAUGAAUGUGAUCCACACAUUAGAGUAUGGGUAGAUCUAUUUUGUUUGAGUCUGCAGAAUUACACAUGAGCUGUAAUAGUAGCUGGUAAUGACCAACAACUAUGUGCUUAUACACCACUGUCUUAAAAACAUUCAAGCUACUUUACUUAUUAUGGUAUUGUUUUGCUUGCUAAUGAAGUAGUGAUACAGCUUUUGAGCAUAUGUUUUGGAAACUUAACACUCAUAAGCUAGAUUCACUGCAGUGGCUUUGAAUAAAGCACUCAGAAACUUUAAGACAAGUUAUGUAAGCUUUUCAUGCCAAGAUCUUUGGUGAAUGACUUGACAUGUGUAUUCCUCCAGAUAAAAGUUAUAGUACCUGUAGCCUUUUUAAAUAAAUUCACCAGCAGAAAUAGUUUGUGGAGACAAGGAGAUUUCUAUGAGCUGCCUUAAUUAUAAUGCAAAAACUAAAUUGUUUUCUUUGCAACUGUGUACAUCACUGUUCAUUUUCAUCUUAAAAUUUGAACAUUUAUUGUAGUCUGAGCACAGUGCACACAAGAUUUUAGACUGUUUCAAACUGUGUAAUAAUAAAAUAACCAUCAGUCUAAUGUUUAAUAUUUUUCCUUACUCAUUUUGUUUAAGUUUACAAACCUUCAAAGUCACAUACAUAUUUGUAUUUAUUUGUAUUUACUCGUUGCUGGUCAUUCUCUCUAAAUACCAGUGAUAUGUCACACAAGUUAAAUUUUUUGGGAUUCAUAUCUCUAUUUUAGUCGUUGUAACUGUGUUAACCAUGACUUAAUUGUUUAAAACAAUAAAAUAAUACUAGUGAUCACUUUAUUCUUAUUCAGUUCUUUUUAUUACUCUUUGUACAUGUGGUCAUAUCUAUUCAUGACUAUAGAUUUUUUACUUCAUACUGAAGAAGGGAGUGGUUUUUUUUAAUAAAAAGAAAAGAAAGUAAAAAGUCAACUACUGUAUUGAUUACUACUAAUAGAUUCAGGUUUCCAUGUUUAUCAAAUCUCCUAAUUAAUAAGUACAUUGUACAGUUUUCUGUCGUGUAUUUAUUCAAAGUGAACAGCAUGGUGGCAUCAAUUUUUGUACUUAUUCAGUGAGACACUUUUCUCCUUUAAGUGUUAUAAUAUGCAAAUGGGAAGAUGUCAGUGUCAUGUGAUUGAAGAUGUAUGUAUAUCAACAUAACUUCUGAAGUUUUCCAAUAUUUAAUUGCACAAGAAACAGAUUAAAUUUUACUUUUACCUACAAUAUUUCUGUAACUUAAUUUAUAAAUCUAUCUGCCAUUUACCAGUGCAAUAUAAAUGUUAGCCCCACCUUAAAGACACAAGAGUAAUAGUGUGAUGUAGCAUUUCACUAAAUUAAUGCUGGAAUUGUUUUGCAUCUCUGGAUCUUGAGUAUGUUUAAUAGACCACUUCUUAUUUAAUAGAUGUUAUCUCAUAAAUGGUUUUAGGAUUUUUAUGGCACUUGACAGGACUUUCACCACUGUUGAAGCUGAGUGUAAGCAAAAACUUAUCUUGGUUAUCUGUGUUAAUGAAGCUGUACAGCCUUUUCAUAACUGGAGAGGCUGGUUCAAUCAACAUGUAACACAAAGACAAGGGCAUCUCCUUUAUAACAGUAUCUAGUAGAGCAUUAUGAAACAAGGCUGUCUUCAUAUUUUACAGCUGGAUAAUUUUAGUUAAAUAUUUGGCCAUACUAUUUUUAAAAUAAUUAUUACAAAAAUGUGGACAACUUCAGUAUGAUUAAUAACAGAAAAGCCUUGCAUGCAAAAGAAUCAGAAUCUUAGGUUUGCGAUGAAAGCAUUGAGCCUUAAGAUUGUGAGACGAUUGCUUUUUUUUGGGGGGGGGGGGGGG
Molecule: messenger RNA, 3151 nt
Organism: Schistocerca americana (American grasshopper)
Lineage: Eukaryota; Metazoa; Arthropoda; Insecta; Orthoptera; Acrididae
Gene: Pex7
Product: peroxisomal targeting signal 2 receptor
Exons: 8
Coding region: 160-1128 (322 amino acids)
Biological process (GO): protein import into peroxisome matrix
Cellular component (GO): peroxisomal matrix; cytosol
Molecular function (GO): protein binding
Source: RefSeq, a predicted model, not a curated record